Messenger RNA from Diceros bicornis minor, 662 nucleotides. It is a transcript of the gene MRPL51, whose product is annotated as mitochondrial ribosomal protein L51. Gene Ontology annotation, molecular function: structural constituent of ribosome. The transcript has 3 exons. Gene Ontology annotation, cellular component: mitochondrial large ribosomal subunit. The record is from RefSeq and is a predicted model, not a curated record. Gene Ontology annotation, biological process: translation. NCBI's taxonomy places the organism in Eukaryota, Metazoa, Chordata, Mammalia, Perissodactyla, Rhinocerotidae. Bases 212 to 541 code for a protein of 109 amino acids.
AGGCCGGGAGUUAGAAGGUUUAGGCUCUAAUCCAGGUUCCGCCAUCUCGUCUGCUGUGUGACGUCCAGCAGGUCACUUCACUCUGAGCCUCAGAUUUCCUCCCCAGUAGAAUAGGGCUAAUAACAGCUACAGCGCAAAGCUGCUGUGAGGCACAGAGACAGGAAGCUUUGGGUUCCAGGUUCUGGACCCUCAUCUCCCUCACAGUUGAGGGAUGCCCAAGGAAACAGGAAAGGGUGUUCCUGGAUUGUUCCAUGUAAGGGUCACCCUCCCGCCCCCCAAAGUAGUUGAUCGUUGGAACGAGAAGAGGGCCAUGUUCGGGGUGUAUGACAACGUUGGGAUCCUGGGAAACUUUGAAAAGCACCCCAAAGAACUGAUCAGGGGCCCCAGAUGGCUUCGAGGCUGGAAGGGGAAUGAAUUGCAGCGUUGUAUCCGAAAGAAGAAAAUGGUUGGAAAUCGGAUGUUCAUUGAUGACCUGCACAACCUUAACAAACGCAUCAGCUAUCUCUACAAACACUUUAACCGACAUGGAAAGUAUCGGUAGAAGAGAAAGCUGGGAGCUGUGGAAGAGGCACAUCUAUCCCCCAGCAGAAGAGGGACAGUACUUUCCCUUAAGAGGAAAGGGAUUUGUAUGCUCUCUGUAAUAAAAUGGAGCUUCUUUGGAA